Molecule: messenger RNA, 942 nt
Organism: Linnemannia hyalina
Lineage: Eukaryota; Fungi; Mortierellomycota; Mortierellomycetes; Mortierellales; Mortierellaceae
Source: the annotation of a GenBank genome assembly
AUGUCGGUUCUCAAACCAUGGACCUUUGGCCCUGACGAGCCUAUUCCCCAGCCUGGCGAAUGUCUCCCUCACCACAGCGACUUUGAACUCGCCCUCUCGCUCUUUAUCCUCGUCGGCAUGGUCGUCUCUUACCUGCCCCAGCACUUCCGCAUUAUCCACAAAGGAACCAGUGAUGGUAUCAGUCCUUGGUUCCUUUUGCUUGGCUGCAUCUCCGCCAGCUCGACCUUUUUGAACAUUGUCAUCCUACAGUGGAAGGUUAUCAUGUGCUGCAAGGUCCUUAGCCUUGGAUCCUGUCUGGAAAGCACGCUGGGUAUUGCACAGCUCGGAGUUCAGUUUUUGAUGUUUAGUCUGGUUUUCAUUCUUUUCCUGAUCUAUUACCCAGCCCGCAAGAAGGUAUCUGAGGAACUAGACAGGACAACCCGCUCCAAGGAGUGGACACUCUCUUUGAUCAUUGCCCAUGUGGUUGGAGGUCACUUCUUUAUCGCCCUCCUGGUCACCAUCUACAUGCUGACUUUUGUAGGCGGACCCGAGAAUCCCUGGACAUCUGGAUGGGCAAGCUUCUUGGGCAUCACUAGUGUCAUCUUGGCGACCAUUCAGUAUGUGCCUCAGAUUAUCCGGACAUUCAAGCGCAAGUCUGUUGGAGCACUGAGUAUUCCGAUGAUGUUGAUGCAGACCCCUGGAGCAGCACUGUUGACACUGUCGUUGGCACUUCGCCCCGGAGCCAACUGGACAACAUGGAUUGUGUAUGCAGUGACGGGAUGUCUCCAGGGCACGCUCCUUGUAAUGUGUAUCUACUACCACUUCCGUGCGACCAGUCAUGGCUAUGGCGACUUUGAUACCAGCGAGACCGAGCCCCUGCUGGCGGGCGAUGACAAUCCUGUCCCCAAGAACCGUGCCGGUCGUGGUGCUCCUUCGACCUCUUCAUCCGUGACCGCCUCUUGA